AUGGUGCAUUCCAAACUUAUUGGAGUUGCAAUAUUAUUGGUAUUGCUCUUUGUGGAUCUUGCUUUUGGUGCAAGAUUUUAUGGUAGAGGAGGUGGCGGUGGAGGUGGAGGGGGAGGUGGUGGUGGAGGGUCAGCAUUGGGGGUGGGGUCAGGUUAUGGUUCAGGGUAUGGCUCUGGGGAAGGCUAUGGGUAUGGUGAGGGUAAUGAUGUGUUUGGGAGUAGCGGAGGUGGUGGUGGUGGUGGAGGUGGUGGUGGUGGUGGCGUUCUAUUGCCUCAAAUUUCUGGUUCAAAUGAUCAAAGACUUUACUUGAAACUUCUCCUCUUCUGGCCAAUAUGGGAUCAGUGA
This is a messenger RNA of Solanum tuberosum (potato), 345 nucleotides long. RefSeq names its product putative glycine-rich cell wall structural protein 1. The transcript has 2 exons. The coding region runs from base 1 to 345 and encodes 114 amino acids. The record is from RefSeq and is a predicted model, not a curated record. Lineage: Eukaryota; Viridiplantae; Streptophyta; Magnoliopsida; Solanales; Solanaceae.